CUGAGUGUUGGGAAAACAAUACAUAAGCACGUGCAAUCGCACUGCAGUGGAGUUAAGAAUUGUUUACGUUUUAUUUAGAUACGUCAAACUUAUAAUGGGUAAGCAAAAGAAGACAAAAAAGAUACAAAAACAGCGAAAUGCACAGCUAAAGCGUUUGAUGAAACCUACCGAUUCCCGCAUCAAAGAACAAGUGCGUCAAAAACGCAAGAAAGAAGCCGAUCCUUAUGAGAUUAAAGUACAUGAAGCCACCCAACAGAGUUCGGCCCUCUUUUUCCAGUACAACACACAGUUGGGACCACCCUAUCAUAUCGUGCUCGACACAAAUUUCAUAAAUUUUAGCAUUAAGAACAAACUGGAUAUAGUUCAGUGCAUGAUGGAUUGUCUGUACGCCAAGUGUAUACCCUACAUAUCCGACUGCGUACGCGCUGAGUUGGAAAAGCUGGGUAACAAAUACAAACUAGCCCUGCGUAUUAUAUCAGAUCCCCGCUUUGAGCGUUUACCCUGCCUACACAAAGGCACCUACGCCGACGACUGUCUAGUGGAGCGGGUCCGUCAGCACAAAUGCUAUAUUGUGGCCACAAAUGAUAAGGACUUAAAAAAUCGCAUUCGCAAGAUACCAGGGGUACCUAUCAUGUAUGUCGCAGCGCACAAGUAUGCCAUUGAACGUAUGCCAGAGGCGUACGGCGUAAAGGCGUAGUGUAAACUAAGAUUAUAUUGUACGAUACUACUGUACUGACUUAAAAAAUAUAUGUUAAGCCCUAAACAAAAUUUCAUAUACA
This is a messenger RNA of Drosophila hydei, 779 nucleotides long. RefSeq names its product rRNA-processing protein FCF1 homolog (gene Bka). The coding region runs from base 95 to 697 and encodes 200 amino acids. The record is from RefSeq and is a predicted model, not a curated record. NCBI's taxonomy places the organism in Eukaryota, Metazoa, Arthropoda, Insecta, Diptera, Drosophilidae. Gene Ontology annotation, cellular component: small-subunit processome; nucleolus. The transcript is spliced from 2 exons.